UCUCAGCUAACUCUUUUACUGACACCAUGUGGCCAUUAUGUGAAGCUGCUGAUAUGUUUUCUGGUUUCCCACACGGUAGGUAAUUCUUACAUUAACAAACGAACAGUUAAGACAGCAUCAGCCCAACUACCGUUAAAUCAGUUGCCAAUAAAGUAUUGGAUGUAAAGUCACCCCAAACCUGGAACAACGUUCAAAUCAAUGUAACAAAUAGCAUGCAGAGAGGGAAUUAUAUUUGUAUACACAACAUUCACAGUAUCGAAGAACUGGUGCCUCGAUCCCCUGAAUAUUUAGUAAACAAAAAAGCACCAUUAAAGCGAAGGAAACAAAUGCACGGAAGCAGAGACUUGACAGAACAGCCAUGGAGCUACUGGGAAACAUUCAAUGUACAAUGAUGACAAGACACCAAAAGGCUGAGGUAAUGAUUGCCGGAGAGCAGCUAAGAAUGCGGCUACAAGACAGCAAGUUGAUCAAGGACCGCAGGCACCAUUUGCGAACGUACCCAAACUGUUUUGUGGCUCAGGAGGUUAUUGACUGGCUGAUUGCUCAUAAAGAGGUGCCUGAUCGAGAGACUGCGGUCCAGCUCAUGCAGCACCUCAUGGACCAUGAUAUCAUUCAUCACGUGUGUGAUAAGUGGCCCGUGUUUAAAGACGACCAAUACUUGUACAGAUUUAGAAAGGAUGAUGGCACAUUUCCUUUCAACAUAGAGGUUAAGAUCUUCAUGCGUGGACAGAGGCUGUAUGAACAACGGGAUUUUCAAAACACAUCUGUUGCUUUUUACAGUUUGAUUACAAGCAAAGACCCCAUCUUACAGCCGAGACAGGAAAAGGGAGUGGCUUAUGAACGUUCUUUCCCUGGUUACAUGUUAAUUGAUUGGCUGCUACAGAACGGUGAAAUAGAGAGUCGACGGCAAGGACUGGAUCUCUGUAAGGCCCUGCUAGAGCAUGGCAUCAUACAGCAUGUCUCUCUGAAGCACCACUUCUUUGACAGCGGGCUGCUGUAUCAAUUCUGCAUUAACUUUCGCCGGCGGCGCCGUCUUUCUGAACUGUUGCACGAGACAGAGAACGAAGAGGUUGAAUGCAUAACAGAGCAAAGCCAAGAAGACCAGCCUGACAGUCCCUUUACAGUACACAAAACAUCUCCACUUGAAGGCAACAGUGACUUCUCAUCUGAGAUUCAGCCUAUUUUGGAUGAACAAUGUGGAAGUGUGACCCACCAGCAGCAGAGUUCACGUGGAUACCCACUGACGGCUUCUCUCACUGCUGCCCUUGCAGUGCGAUGCAAUCCCACAUCAGUGCUGAAAAGAUAUGUAACCUGUGAGGAGCUGUUAUCUCCAGGUGCUCCUUAUGUAAAAAGAGUUCUUACGAUCCUCGGUGAUGCCCUAGGCUGGGGCUUUGUAGUACGCGGAAAAUCACCUUGUUAUGUUCAGGCUGUGGAUCCUGCAAGCCCUGCUGCGGCAGCAGGAAUUAAGGUUCGCCAGUUUGUGUGCCAAGUAAAUGGACGAAGUGUGCUUCAUCUGGACUAUCGCACUCUUUCAAAGCUGGUGAUGACUGGACCCCGUGUUGUUACUUUGGAAGUCAUGGAACCACUGGAUUAAUUCAGGAGAUAUAUAUAUAUAUAUAUAUAUAUAUAUAUAUUAUAUAUAUAUAUAUAUUCACACCAAUUGAAUACCAUGGUUUUCUUUAUCAGGACAUAUAAAAAAAUAACAGGUUAUUUCCAGGUCUUAAAAUGUAGAAAAUAAAACCUUUGAACAACAUGACAUAUUGCACCGUGUCAUUGUUUAACAAAGUAAAGCCAAAAAGGAAAAGCUAUGGGUAACAAAAUUAGGACAUCCUCAUCAAAUACCUUAACUGAUCAUCAGCAAGUGUGAAUACCUAUAUAAAAACAAAUGUUACAAUGACAAGGAGGAAUGAUCUUAGAGAAGCAAUUGUUGCUGCCUUUAGUCUGGAACUAGUCCACCAUUCUGCAGUGAGAAAGCUUAUUAAGUGGAAAACAUUAAAAACAGACACCCAUCCUCCCAAUUAGUGUGCAUCCCAGCAAAUUUGUUCCAAGAUCAGACCAUGUAACACUUAGAGAAAUGCCAGACAACCCAAGAACUUCACAGCAGACUCUACAGACCUCAGUUAACGUUAAAAUGAAACAUGAAAAGCUAAAAUUUAUGACAGUACAGUUAGAAAAAAACGAGACAAGCUAAACAUUCUGACUGAAAUUGUGUGGUGAGAGUUGUUCAUAAACAAAUGCCAUCAAAUUACAAUAAACCGGAGCAAUGUUGUAAAGAAGAGCAGGCCAAAAUUCAUCCAGAAUGAUGUGAGAGACUGAGGAAAUCAUACAGAAAAUGAUUAGUUCAAAUUAUUACUGCUAAAAAGUGGAUCUACAGGCAAUUAAAUCAUAGGGUGUCCUCCUAACUUUUUGUUAAUCAAAUAAUGACGUGUGGUGAUAUUUUUUAAUUUUAUGACUUUCCAAGGAUAACAUCAUUUUUUAUUAUCUCCUGAGUCAGAAAACCAUGGAUGGAAUUCAAAAGGGCACCCUAAAUUGUUCACAUGACUAUAUAGCAUAGUAGGUGAAGGAUGUGUAAUAUUUUUUCUCAAUAUCAUAUCUCAUUUUUCUCAUACCAUGUACCAUGCACAACACAGUCAAUAUGUAAUGCACAUUUUGUCAGUAAAGCCGGUUCUGUAAUGAGUGAUUUUGUGAUUUCACACCGAGCAGCAUUUACACAGAACCUUUGUUCACUGACUUGUGUCAUUUUGGUGCCUUUAAUCUUGAAUUUGUAAAGUGGACAUAAUGUUUCCCAUGUGACCAAAAUAUAUUAAACUUGUUCUCAUCACUAAAGUGAA
This is a messenger RNA of Puntigrus tetrazona (Sumatra barb), 2831 nucleotides long. RefSeq names its product DEP domain-containing mTOR-interacting protein. Bases 359 to 1594 code for a protein of 411 amino acids. Gene Ontology annotation, biological process: intracellular signal transduction. Gene Ontology annotation, molecular function: protein binding. NCBI's taxonomy places the organism in Eukaryota, Metazoa, Chordata, Actinopteri, Cypriniformes, Cyprinidae. The transcript is spliced from 9 exons. The record is from RefSeq and is a predicted model, not a curated record.